UGAAUGGACCGGAAGAAAAAAAAAGUCAUUCGCUUUUGAAAAGCCGUAUCAAAAAUGAUACUGUUUGUUGAUAGUCAAUAGAAUUAAUUAUGUAAUUACCGCUUAAAUUGUAAAAGAACACUAACAAGAUAAUUUCCCCGAUGUCCAUCGAAGUUGCAUCUACCGGCGGAAACACAAAACAAGUCGUUUAAUCCAGCCGACGCUGCGAUGAAAACAGAUUUAUAACAGUGCUCCAACCAAAACAAACGGCAAUGCUACCUGUUUUGCUCUACAAUAACAUGGAGGGGAGUUCAAAUCAGCACAACAACGGCAACAACUCCUCAUUCGGCUUCGCUUUAGACGAUAACGUGAUAUUAAACUCGGUGAGAAGUCGUAAAAAAGUCCAAGAGUUGCCCAACUGUCCAGUAUGCAGUUGCACAAUACGCCAAGGAGAACUGGAGACUCAUAUGGCUUUGGAAGUGGAGAGAUUGACCAAAUUGUCCACUGGUGGGACUAAGAGGAAGCUGAGUAGCACGUCUUCGAGUUCUGGCUUGGCUGUGCCGGGGUCCAGCUCAGGGGUAGCCACAGAGGUGGCUGAUGAACAGGAUAUAGAUGUCAGUGGGUGUUUGGGGGGUGAUGUUUACCAGAGGGUCCACAACAACCGUCUCCGGCGCCUCCGCACGCGCUCGCGGCGCUCCCCGGCCGCCACGGGCCAGUGUCCCGUCUGCGAGGCCUCCGUCCCCGUGUCCAAGCUGCAGAAGCAUGCGCUCCGUUGUUUGAAGCGCACGGGGGCUGACGUGGAUGAGGAUGUUUCGAGUAGCGAAGAGGGCAGCAUUGAUGUUGAGAACGACUCCCCCUCCGGCGGCACAUUCGGCGCGACCUACACGUGGUGCGGCGAGGAGCGCGUCCGUGCCUCCGCGCUCAACACGGACACGGACGCGCCGCGCCACAGACACACGCACAAGGAGUGCGAUGCGGCGCUGGUGGUGGACGGUGAUGAGGACACAGAGCUGUACGGUCCCCCGCAGUACUCGCCCUCUAGGAUAAUGCCAGACGACGACUCAGCCCCCCAAUCAGACCCCGAACCACAACCAAUGAACGGAGCGAGCGAAACAGCAGAUACACCGAUGAGGCGAGCGAGCGAGGCGGAGGAUGAACAGACGUAUAAACAGAACGGCGUGGUCUUGCCUAGCGCAGAGGUGAUUCAGACUCGGAUCCACGCAUUGAAAUGUAGAAUAAAGGAAUUGGAGGCGAGACAAAAUGGUGGCGUGGAGGCCAAAUGUCUGAUAUGCCUCGGCCCGUACACCUCUCCUGCCGUCUCCAUACAGUGUUGGCAUGUCUACUGCGAGAUAUGCUGGCUAGAAUCACUGAAAGCGAAGAAGAUAUGCCCUCAAUGUAACGCCAUCACGACCACACAACAUCUAAGAAGAAUCUACAUGUGAAGAUACUGUAUAAUUUACACUUUGCAUGUGAUUAUGUAACUAAUUCAGAGAAAAUUGUAAUGGCGCUGCAUGUUGCAUUCAAGAACCAAUGAUAAGAGAGGAUUCGGAGCGCGUCGAGCUAUAGACCAAUAGCGGGCGAGCGGCAUAGCGUGGGCCAAUGGCGUCGCGCGGUUUUGACACAUCCUCCGCGCCUCACCCCGCACUUCUGGGGGGACCUAGAAAGUAUCUUCUGUUGAUUGGUCAAAUGGUUUCUAGGUUAUACGGCUACAAAAUGAGAAUUUGUUUUCAACUGUUGGAAACAUCACAUUUUGAGUUGAUUUUUUUGUGAAGAAAGCAAUGAAAAUAGAGGUUGUGGC
Molecule: messenger RNA, 1777 nt
Organism: Plutella xylostella (diamondback moth)
Lineage: Eukaryota; Metazoa; Arthropoda; Insecta; Lepidoptera; Plutellidae
Source: RefSeq, a predicted model, not a curated record